This is a messenger RNA of Helianthus annuus (common sunflower), 1555 nucleotides long. Its product is annotated as DNA repair protein recA homolog 3, mitochondrial. The record is from RefSeq and is a predicted model, not a curated record. Gene Ontology annotation, molecular function: single-stranded DNA binding; ATP hydrolysis activity; ATP binding. Gene Ontology annotation, biological process: DNA repair. Lineage: Eukaryota; Viridiplantae; Streptophyta; Magnoliopsida; Asterales; Asteraceae. The transcript is spliced from 8 exons. The coding region runs from base 82 to 1299 and encodes 405 amino acids.
UAUUAGGUUUGCGUUAAACCUGUAACAAAGAUUUUUGGUAGCAUUCAUUCAUUCACACAUUCAUACUCGCAUUAUACCACAAUGUCGAGGCUACUUGGAAACAUAUCGAUUCUAAAACGCUCCGUAUCUAAUUUUGAGGCCUCUAAAAUAUGUUUACUGGGAUCGUUCUUUCAGACAAACAGUUUGGCUACUAAAGGUAAAAAGAAAUCAAAGUCCGACGGAACUGAUUCGGGUGAAGAAAAUAUGUCUAAGAAAGAUCUAGCUUUGAAGCAAGCAAUUGAUCAAAUCAAUACUUCUCAUGGAAAGGGCUCUAUCAUGUUUCUCGGUCAGUGUGCUUCUCCCCGACAAGUCCCGGUGGUAUCUACCGGAUCUUUUGCAUUAGAUAUAGCACUCGGAGUCGGCGGAUUUCCAAAGGGACGUGUAGUGGAGAUAUAUGGUCCAGAAGCUUCCGGGAAGACAACUCUUGCUCUCCAUGUAAUUGCUGAAGCACAGAAACAAGGAGGUUAUUGUGUAUUCGUUGACGCGGAGCAUGCUCUUGAUCCGUCAUUAGCCGAAGCUAUAGGCGUUAACACUCGGGAUUUGCUUGUGUCACAACCAGAUUGUGGUGAACAAGCUUUGAGUCUUGUAGAUACUAUUAUAAGAAGUGGUUCAGUUGAUGUUGUUGUUGUGGAUAGUGUUGCUGCCCUUGUCCCUAAAAGCGAACUCGAUGGCGAAAUGGGUGAUGCCCAUAUGGCAAUGCAAGCUAGGCUUAUGAGCCAGGCACUUCGUAAAUUGAGCCAUUCGUUAUCUUCAUCACAGACUAUUUUGAUCUUCAUUAAUCAGGUAAGGUCAAAGUUGGCUACAUUUGGAUUUGGUGCACCCUCUGAAGUGACAUGUGGUGGAAACGCUUUGAAGUAUUACGCGUCAAUCCGUCUAAAUAUUCGGAGAAUAGGACUUGUCAAGAAAGGGGAAGAGACACUAGGAAGUCAAGUUCUAGUAAAGAUUAUGAAGAACAAGCUUGCGCCGCCAUACAGAACCGCACAAUUUGAGCUGGAGUUUGGCAAGGGCAUAUGUCGUGAAUCAGAGCUCAUAGAAUUAGGUCUUAAACACAAGUUCAUCAUGAAAGCCGGAGGUGCGUAUUACAGCAUGGAAGACAGGAAGUUUUGUGGCAAAGAUGCUAUAAAACGUUACUUAGCUGAGAAUUUAACCGUACGUGACGAACUAGAAACCAAAUUAAGGGAAAAGCUUGUCGAUGAACCAAAAAAGGAAAAUGUAGAGGCAACAGAUACGGAGGAAGACGUUAUUGCAGCAGAGGCCUGAUCCGGAAAUGGCUAAUUUGACCUCUUGUUGUAGUUUGCUCUCAAUUUUACGGUCUAAAUGUGACUAAACGAGCUAUUAGUCUUUAACGGGAGAUCUUAUCAUGAUCCAACUCUUAGUGGAAAGAGGAAAAAAAAUGCUUCGACGGUGGCUCUAAUUUAUGAGCGCUCGAGCUGGGAUCAUGCACCCUUUCCGACUUGUAAAUACGAUAUUUUUUUGUCUAAGUGUAAUAUCAUGAAGGAAAAACAGUUAAAUAUCA